AUGGCUUUGAUGACGGUCAAGUUUGAUCUGAAAAAGCGGGUGAAGCUGGCCCAGAGCGUGUGGUUCUUGUUCUGGUUCGCCGUCAUGGCCGGCGUUCUGCUCUUCAGCAUGGGCCUCUUCUUCAAGAUCGAGCUGCGGAAGCGCUCGGAGCUGAUGGACAACAACGAGAGCCACUUCCUGCCCAACCUCCUCAUCCUGAUGGGGCUGGUGGCGUGCGGCAUCAACGCCUUCGGCGGCAAGGUCUGCUACGACUCCUUGGACCCCACCAAGUUCGUCAGGUGGAAGCCCAUGCUCAAGACCUUCCUGGUGGCGUGCGUGGUCUUCAACGCCCUGCUGGUGGUCACGGCUCUGCUCUGCUUCGUCAUGCGCAUCCCGCUGCAGUUCACGCUGGCCGAGGGCCUGCGCAACGGCAUGCGCUACUACAAGGACACGGACACGCCGGGUCGCUGCUACAUGAAGCGGACCCUGGACCUGAUGCAGAUCGAGUUCCGCUGCUGCGGUAACGACAAUUUCCGGGACUGGUUCGAGAUACAGUGGGUCAGCAACCGCUACCUUGACUUCAGGGCCAAGGAGGUCAGAGACCGCAUCGGGAGCAACGUGGACGGCCAGUACCUGAUGGACGGCGUGCCCUUCAGCUGCUGCAACCCGAGCUCGCCACGGCCGUGCAUCCAGCAGCAGAUGACCAACAACUCGGCGCACUACAGCUACGACCACUACACCGAGGACCUCAACGUGUGGAAGAGCGGCUGCCGCGACGCUCUGCUCUCUUACUAUGGCGGCAUGAUGACCACCAUCGCCAUCCUGGUGCUGCUGGUCACCUUGCUGGAGGUCGCCGUGACGGUGGGCCUGCAGUACGUCCACAGCUCCCUGUCCACCCUGGCCAACCCCGAAGACCCCGAGAGCGAAAGCGAGGGCUGGCUCCUGGAGAAGACGGUCAAGGAGACGUUCACCGACAUCAUGGCCAAAAUGAAGGCCGUGGGCAAAGGCGGCAAAGUGGAGGAAGGGGCCGAGGAGGGCGGCGUGGCCACCGUGAGCUGA
Syngnathoides biaculeatus (alligator pipefish) is the source of this 1038-nucleotide messenger RNA. It is a transcript of the gene prph2a, whose product is annotated as peripherin 2a (retinal degeneration, slow). The record is from RefSeq and is a predicted model, not a curated record. Bases 1 to 1038 code for a protein of 345 amino acids. Gene Ontology annotation, biological process: visual perception. The transcript is spliced from 3 exons. Lineage: Eukaryota; Metazoa; Chordata; Actinopteri; Syngnathiformes; Syngnathidae. Gene Ontology annotation, cellular component: membrane.